Messenger RNA from Macrosiphum euphorbiae (potato aphid), 207 nucleotides. NCBI's taxonomy places the organism in Eukaryota, Metazoa, Arthropoda, Insecta, Hemiptera, Aphididae. The record is from the annotation of a GenBank genome assembly.
AUGGCGGUAUCGUCCUCGAAGAGGGCUAUGUUUGUGUGCGGUGACUUCGGGAUGUCGGAUGUGUAUAUGUUAAAUAAUGUUGGGCCAAGUAUUGAUCCUUGUGGGACGCCAGCUAAGAUUGGUUGGAAAGAAGAAAAGUUGUCAUUUAUUUUAACAGAAACCUUAUCAAAGGCCUUAGAGAUGUCUAUGAAAACGGCACAAGUGUGA